Messenger RNA from Triticum aestivum (bread wheat), 2188 nucleotides. Its product is annotated as 3',5'-nucleoside bisphosphate phosphatase. Gene Ontology annotation, molecular function: 5'-3' DNA exonuclease activity; 5'-3' RNA exonuclease activity. Bases 124 to 1509 code for a protein of 461 amino acids. NCBI's taxonomy places the organism in Eukaryota, Viridiplantae, Streptophyta, Magnoliopsida, Poales, Poaceae. The transcript is spliced from 5 exons. The record is from RefSeq and is a predicted model, not a curated record.
CUGUCCUGUCGCUGAUGGGCGACCGCUCGUCUUAAAAGCCCCUGCCGACGCCUUUCCCACGCCCUACCCCUUUUUACUGCGCUGCGCACGCCCACAGCCUGCAGCUAGCUUGCGACGGGUCACAUGACGACGACGCGCCCCGCCGCUACGACCGAGGAGGAGGAGAUGGUCAUGGCCGCCUCUGCAGCGGCCAAUGCCACGCCACCGGACGCAGACGAUCGGGAGCAGCAGAAGAAGGCGCGGGCCAGGAACAAGAAGAAGAAGAAGAAGAAGCGGCGGAGGGCGCCGAGCGAGGAGGAGCUGGCCGCGCUGAGGUCCGUGCUCCUCUGGGCCCGCCGCGGCGAGGCGGGCGACGACGAUGCGGCGGACUGUGGUGGGCACCUGUUGCCGGCGGGAAGGCGGCGGCCGCGCGUGGCGGUGGAACUGCAUGCGCACUCGGCGCGCAGCGACGGCUCGCUCUCGCCCGCGGCGCUCGUGGAGCGCGCGCACCGCAACGGGGUGAAAGUGCUCGCACUGACUGAUCAUGACACCAUGGCGGGUGUUGCGGAGGCGAUGGAGACUGCAAAGGAAUUUUCCAUCAGGAUCAUUCCUGCUGUUGAGAUAAGCGCCGUUUAUUCACCUAGUAAUGGAUCAGGAGCCAAUGAACCUGUUCAUGUUCUUGCAUACUUCGGUAGUUGGGGGCCUGCUAAAUCUCAGGAACUGGAGAAGGUUCUAUCUAGCAUCAGGGAGGGCCGCUAUACACGUGCCAAGGAGAUGCUAUCGAAACUUAGGAGCCUCGGCAUGGCAUUGAACUUUGAAGAUGUGUCUAAUAUAGCAGGGAAUGGAGUGGCUCCAGGGCGGGUCCACGUGGCGCGUGCCAUGGUUGAAGCUGGAUAUGUUGAUAAUCUUAGGCAAGCUUUCAGCAGGUACUUGUACGAUGGAGGGCCCGCUUAUGCUAUUGGUAGUGAGCCAGCUGGGGAAUCUGUUGUGCAGCUAAUAUGUAGAACCGGGGGCAUAGCUGUUUUGGCUCAUCCGUGGGCAUUGAAAAAUCCUGCUCCUGUGAUAAAGGAUUUGAAAGCUGCUGGUCUGCAUGCUAUUGAGGUCUAUCGAAGCGAUGGGAAGCUAUCUGGAUUGAGUGAUCUGGCUGAUACUUAUGAGCUUCUGAAGCUUGGUGGAUCAGAUUACCAUGGAAGAGAUGACAAGGAAGAACCUGAUAUAGGAAGUGUUGAUCUUCCGGUCUUGGCAUUUUUUAGAUUUCUUGAGGCAGCUCAACCAAUUUGGUGCAAUGCUAUCAAGGAAAUUUUUGCAAACACCACUGAAAGAACUGGCUUGAAUGGCCCAAAAGAAUGUCAUCGGACUAGCUCUGUAGAUGAUUUAUGUAAUAUGUGCCUUUCUUCUCCAGAACUGGAGGAAACAGAUGAUUCUGAGGUUGAGGUCCUCCGGACGGAAUUUGCGGACAUUAUCCUCAGCAACAGAAGCUGCAAGACGCUUACUGAACAGCGAGCAGAAAUCACCUCUCUUCUCCACUGACACAGUCUGGUUUGUGCAGUUUUAGACAUUGACUGAGAGGACAUGAUCUGGGCUGGACUUUAAUCUAUUCAUAUUGUGGAAAAAUAGAAAUUGUCCAGUGGGCGUGUGGUAAUGUUUUAUAUGAUCGAUUGACUGUGCAGAAGUAAUAUGGUAAGAUCCAUAAAUUAACCAUCAACCUUUCGGUAUGCCACUUCUCUUAUAGGAUAUGUAGAUUUCUUGUAUCCUUUUGCUUAAUCAGUUAAUACAUUUUACGAAAAUGGCGAAAGCAAAUUCCUUUUUUUUCAGUAUGCCACUUCUCUUGUAGGAUAUGUAUACAAGUCAUGUAAUUUGGUCCUUGUCCUAGUCAAUGAUAUUGGACCUAAGGUUUGGAAUGGGCCAAAUAUGGAGCAGAUAAUAACUACAGUAAAUCUUAUCUCUAUCCAUUUAAAAUUUCAAAACUGACAAGUGGUAAAUACAAGAGCAAAGGACAGCAGUUCCAGCUCUAAAGUUCGUAAAGUUUUGUGUACACUCCCUUUUGAAAAUAGCGGGGUGUUGUAUACAAUGAGAAAAAAUUGAAACCUGUAUUUUAAUUUGCUGCAGUCUUUUUGUUGGCGUAUGCCCCUACCAAGCUGCAUAAACUCCUCUUCCCAUCUAGAAAGUAAUUAAUCAGAUCAUGCAUGUUUGUUCCUUAGAGCGAAUG